ACGUGUGGUCUGGUGCGGACCAACUUAACGUGAUUUGUGCUCUGUAAGGCAGCUGACAUGUAACAAAUUCAGCUUUAGUAUCAAAAAUUGGAGCCGUCGUCCGAAACGACGUGGCUAAAAUGGAGUUUUACGACGAUAAUUCCGCUGUUAAGGAUCGCAUCUUAGAAGACAUCAGGAAGGCGAUCAAGUUGCUCCACCAGCAGGAGGUGCAGCAGCUGAAGCGGGACGCGGCGAGCCGCGCGCCGUGCCCUGCGAUUGCUGCGCUGGUGAGCCACCUGGACGCCGGUCUGCGGCACUGCCUGCGCGAGCAACGCCCCGGGUACUGGCCGUUCGUCGCGGACGUCUCUCACUCGGAAACCCGGCGCACUCUGGCCGGCAUCUCCUCACCUUCAGCCAGGGGGAAGGCGUGGGUGCAGCUGGCCGUGUCGGAGGGUUUGCUGCGCAGCCACCUGCAGUGCGCAGUGUCGGACCGCGAGGCGCUGGCGCGCCACUACGGGGACCGCGCACUGCUGCGCGACCACGCGCGCUUGCGGCAGCUGCUGCAGCUGGUCGGGGUCGCGGACGCCGUCGCCGGGGGGCUGCUGCGACAGCGGGCACUGGAAUUGCGAAAACUGACAGAAGAGGAGUCUGGGAAAGGCACUCCGGGAGCAGGUGCGACGGGCCCCGACCCUCUGAUGAUGGCGUCGGCCACGUCGUCGCUGGCAUCGCCUGUAGACUCCGGGGUCGCCCUGCUGGAUAGCGACAGCGAAGCGACCACAGCCAACGGGGAGCCGGACGACGGGUCGAGUCUGCGGGAGGUGGAAGCCGCAUUCCACGACACGGAGGGCACCACACCUACGCCGUCUCUGGCCUGCCCGCCGCCGGUCGCCGUCGUGGAGAGCUGCGGCUCGCCUGCCGCGGAGACUCCUGUUGGCAGCGAGGGCUCGUGCGACGCAUUUGUGUACCCGAACUCGGACCCCGCGAACGUGCAGGACGCCGUGGAGAGACAGGUGCUGAACGAGAUUGCGCGACGCUUCAAGGAGAGCAACUCCCCCAGGAGGAAGGUGGACAGUAGCACAAAAGCUGGUACAAACCAACCUGCUGACACAAAUAAGAUGAGCGAGCCUAUCAUUACGAUGUGCAAUGAAAAGAAGUACGAAAUGGAGGAAAAGUGUGAUCUCAUGAACAAGGAAGCCAGCGUAAUGUGCGACAGUGAAGCCAAGAACAAUGAGAAGAACCGCAUCUACCACUCGCCAGAUAACAAGCAGCUAGAAGCAGCAGUUGGUGACACGGACGGCAUCGUCUUCCGGAGGCACCGUCGCCGCCGCAAGGGCAACGGCGACCCGGCGACCCCGAAACGCGUCUCCUUCCACGGGGACGUGGGUGUGGGCGGGGCGACUGCCACGCACGUGCAGGGGCAGCAGUUCUCGGCGAGCUUCAUGCCUGCCCAUCCCGUCGUCAAGAAGGACGUCGUGCCCGGCAGGUACAGCUGGUGCGCCGAAGGCGACGCACCGUUUGUGGAGCGCCGAGAUGGGGGAGCGGGAGGCACUCGCUCCGACGUGCUGCUGGCGUCUUCCACGUCUUCUGUGGCGACGACUGAUACGACCGGGACAGAAGGUGCAAAAGAUGCAGAGGUCAGGGCCUCGACUGACAGCCUCGAGGUGUCGGAGGAGCGCGGCAUCCCCGAGGGGCGGGAAGACCCCCCGAGGCCGGCGGGGACGGACCGUGGCGGCUACCGGCCCUCUGGCAGUGGUGUCGCCAGCUGCGGCGCCCUGACGGCAGGAGCUGACGACAGUGCAAUAGCGGCAGCAGCCGCCGCCGCCGGGUCUAGGGGAGGAUGCUUUGUACUCAGUGCCUCUCUUGCAAAAUUUGCCUCCAUGGCUUCUUCCAUAGACUACUGGUCAUCAGAUGAAGCGGACGGUGACGAGUCUGCCCUCACGGACAAGCGCCAGUCUAUGCUCUCUGUCGCGUCAUCAGCUCCGAGUCUGAAAGCUCGCAUAAGCCAACGGCGGCUGACAGCUCUCUCACAGAAGCCGUCAAAAGCUCCUCUCCUCCAAAGGUUCAUGCGCUCGCUGGCGGGCUCCGCGCCACGCCGGCCACUCCCACAGUGGCGCCGCGGACUGCCCGUCGCCGCCCCCGCUUCCCUCUUCCCGCGCCUCCCCUGUCCCGUCCCCACUCCCCCCAUCAGCGCGACCGACUCGCCGGAGAGGGCGGUCGCCCUCGCGGCCGCCGACGCGACGUUUGCCGCGGAAAUGCGCCAGCUUGCUGCGCAGAAGAUUUCUGCCGCAGCUGCAGAGGCGGACUGCGGGCCUCCCGGCGAUGUGGAGCUGGACCGUGAAAUUGCACAGAAAGCAUUCUCUGCGACUGUCUUCUGUCGGCCUACUGAGACACUGUACAAGGUGUACAAGGUGAGCAGCUCCUACUGGUCCCCGGACGGGGCAGGCCCUCGCCCGCUGCUGCUGCUGCUCACCGACUGGGGCGUCUACGUGUGCGGCCUCAGAGCCAACCUGACCUAUUGUGCCGUGCUUGCUCUUGCCUACAGGGACUUGCACACUGUCAUUGCGGGCCCGCGGCUGCAGACGUUGAUCCUGGUUCCGGAUCCCGUGACACACCCACUGCCGCCACUAGCCCUGGCGACGCCAGAUGGCGACUGCGCACGCUCGCUGCUCUGCCACCUGGACGUGGCGGCGCGCCGGGCGUCCGCCUCGCAGAAGGUCCCCGGCGGCCCCAGGGCGCGGCUGCUGCUCCCGGUGCGGGGCGGACCGACGGCUCCGGCAGUCGCGGAGGUGUCGGCGGAUGACAUGGCGCGCCUCAAGGCUCAGUUGGACGUGAGUGUCGUGGAGGCUCCCCGGCGCGUCACGGGUCGUCCCCGGUCAGAGGGUAGUGUGCGGAAAGUCCCGGAGAAAGGGAUGGGCUCAGCAGAUGACGAGGUGGGCACAAACGUGCCGCAUCCGGAUGGGGUGGCCGCGUUCCGCGAGUACUGCCGCCGCUGCGUCGUUUUUUGCAGCGACUCCACAAGUGCCGAACUUAAUGGUGCAGUUUGUAAGGUAUUACAAACAGUUGGUUCGGCAUACCUCGAAGAAGCUUUAGGAGGUGACUUGUACGUCGUACCCUUCGAGGCCGGAAGCAGUGCGGGAUGCUCGUGCUGCCAGUUUACGUGCACGAGUAUAAGUGUGCCGGCCAGUCCGGGCCGAGACAGUCCGUCUACCGAGAUGCGGAGCUCGUACCGUGUUUGCCCGGCGGCUGCAGUGUCGCCACUGCCGCGCGACGUGUACCGGCCGGGCCGAUGCCUCGAGACGUGCCGUUUGCACCGAUUGUCAGAGUCGGUGGGUGUGCCGCAGGUGGAGGAGAUGGUGCACUAUGCGCUGGUGCGCGUCCAGGACGAGCAGCUGAGCCCGCCCUCGACCCCGCUGGGCCCGCAGCGACAGGGAUACCUGAUGGCGCGCGCCUCCGAGGACGAGCCGUGGCGCCCCGCCUUCUUCAUACUCAAGGCGGGCGUGCUGUACCAGUUUGCGGACCAGGCGCAGCGCCUGCCUCUGAGCGCCCUCCUGCUGGGGGGCGGGCACUGCCUGGGGGCGCGCCGCAUCGCCGUCGCCCACGCGCGCCCCCACUCCUUCGAGCUGUGCACCGCGGCCGACGGGGACGGCUCCGGUGCGGUGGUGGAAGGCCGCGACAGGCGCGUGCUGCAGAUGGCGGCCGCCGACGAGUACGAGGCCUCGGAGUGGCUGCAGGCGCUGGUCCAGGCUGCGUCUGGGCUGUACGAGGUGGAGCGGGCGGAGACGGUGCCGUGCUCGGUCGUACUGACGCCGACGUCGGUGCUGACGUGCCGCGAGCACUGGUGGCCGCGCUGGGUGGGCGUCGGCAGCCCCGGGGGCGGCGCGGAGGGGCGUCACGGGCGGGCGGAGACCCUCGCCCGUGCGCCGCUCGCCGACAUCACGUCCGUCACGGUCGCCACCGACAGCGACAGCUGGUGCAUCCUGGAGUUCUCGUGCCGCGAGGUGCACGCCACAAGCGGAGACUGGGUGCUGUACUUCGCGUCGCCACGCGAGAUGAUCGCCUUCAGGGAGGCCCUGCGCGCACUGUGGCCCUCUGUUUCAAAGAGAGAAUUCCCGCUGCGCGGCCGGCUGGAGGAAGGUCUGCACCGGCGCUGUGUGGAAACGGCCCUGCAACUCGCGGCCGCCUGGGACCAGCUGCUGCCACUCGGCUAGCUGCGGAUGAAUGCUGGGCAUUGGAAGGAUGUCUCUCUGUAAUGUGCGGUGCGGAACAGAUGGUCGAGGAGCGGGAGUGUCUGCCAAAAACUGGGCCUCGGCCACUCCCCAGCUCUUCUGACCCCAUUCCUAACCUUUUUCGCUACAGUUCCUGAGAUUUGCCUCUUCUCUUCUGACCACGUAUCAAUAGUGCUAUGCCAGUUAGCAGGAAAACAACUCUGCAGCCAAGAAAAUCGGUAAUCCUAAAAGGAAAAGGGUAUACUACAAUACUAGCAAGAGCCUUAUCUGUGACGUUUGUCUUCUGCUCUGUAUAUAAGAUAUCUCAAAAUCUGCUGUUUCUUUCUCUCAUGUUAAAAUUCUUAUUUAGACACUCUGUGCUCAUUCCCUACUGUUAUCUUCUUGUCAUUGUUAGUAACUAUAUGCAUGAAAUUAACUAGUAUUAUUCGUGUAUGUAAAAUUCAUCAAAAGUAUUGUACAUAAUUGUUACCAGCCAUUCUCAAAGCAGUGCAAACCAGAGUCAGUUUGUCCUGUCAGUAUUGACAGGACUAAAAUAUGUAUGUCCCAUCAGUCUGAGCUUCUCGAACCAGAGUCUACUUUUACAGGAGUACAAUACAUUUGACCAGGGUGAGUACGAUACGACAAAUUAUAAAGAAACUCAUAAAGGUUGGGAUCAGAAUUGGUGUUUAAAGAGAGCUAAUGUGAUAGUUAUAUUUCAGAAUUCAAACAGCAUUGCUAACUGUUUGUUUUGCACAUUUUUGCCCUCUUCUGACAAGUUUUAUAUAAAUGAACCGAUUUCUGAAGUUCCAGAAAUGGCCAUUCCAUGUUAUUCCUCCACACAUGCACUAUCUUUACCAUGAGAAAGCACUCUCUUGUUCUGAAACAUAAACACCUCCUGUGUUUGAUAUUUUUCAUUAAAGCACGGUUUCUGCCACUUAUUUGAAAUUUUGAUUUUCAGGCAACAGAAGUGAGAGGUGUACAUGGGAGAGGUAAAUGUUGCAAGAGGUCCCUCAAUAGAUUUUUAAAAUGAUACACUACGCUUGAACUUGCAUGCUAAACUUUCAUUCUUCACUAAUUACAAACAGAAAACAACAGUUAUAGAUAUAGUACGGGGUGGUGACUGAGUCAUUCAGAUUGACAGGAAGUAGCUGCAUGAAUUAGUAUAGUGGCAUCACGGUCCCAGUAUACAAAAAACACAGAAGUUAUUUGCAAGUUAAAGAAUACUAAAGGGGUGAGAGACAGAAGUUGAGACAUGUAAAAGCAAAGUGUUACAGAAAGCUGGAGAAGGAGACAUAAUUGGGUAAGAAAGGAGCAUAUAAACAAUCUGGCUAUGAAGAUAAUGACAGUAUUUGUUUGUAUUGUCCGCCUAGCCUAUACUUCUGUCCUAUAUUUCCUUCCCCUCUCUCUCCUCUCCCUCUCUUUUUCUUCUUUCCUCCACU
Molecule: messenger RNA, 5623 nt
Organism: Schistocerca americana (American grasshopper)
Lineage: Eukaryota; Metazoa; Arthropoda; Insecta; Orthoptera; Acrididae
Gene: prd1
Exons: 21
Coding region: 120-4187 (1355 amino acids)
Biological process (GO): regulation of protein localization; Golgi organization; lysosome localization
Cellular component (GO): endosome membrane
Molecular function (GO): kinesin binding
Source: RefSeq, a predicted model, not a curated record